Messenger RNA from Erythranthe guttata (spotted monkey flower), 2667 nucleotides. RefSeq names its product putative late blight resistance protein homolog R1B-16. Lineage: Eukaryota; Viridiplantae; Streptophyta; Magnoliopsida; Lamiales; Phrymaceae. Gene Ontology annotation, biological process: defense response to other organism. Gene Ontology annotation, molecular function: ADP binding. The record is from RefSeq and is a predicted model, not a curated record.
AUGGCAGCUUACGCAGCUCUAGUUUCUCUUAUGAACACUAUCGAUGACAUCCGAAAUCAUCAUCGAUUUUCGACUUCGGUUCUCGACAACAAACAGGUUGAGUCUCUUGAUGCAAAGCUCUAUUUCUUGCUAGAUUUCAUAGAGAGUGGUCAUUCACACGAAUUGCUGGAGAGCCAAAUCGCAUCCGCAGCCCAUGCGGCCGAAGAUGUAAUCGAAUCUCAUGUCGUCGACCAAAUUGACUCCGAUUCCGUUUCCUCGCUCGAUCUACAUGCAGUUAUCGAACACUUGGAUUCUGUUAAGGAAAAGGUUUUCAAUGUUGUUAAAGAAGAAAGGGUAUUAUUCAAUGAUCAUCUUCAACAGGGCCCCACAUUUUCGUCGUUUGCUCCUAGAUCUUCAUCAAGUAUUAACGGAAAUAGCAAGAUGGUGGGAUUUGACGAGGAGUUGUUUCAACUAUUGGAUGCUCUCACCGGACGACAAUCGAGUCUGCAAAUCAUACCGAUUGUGGGUAUGGGCGGCAUCGGUAAGACUACUCUUGCUAGAAACGCUUAUGAACAUCGACUAAUUUCGAACCACUUUGAUGUUUGUGCUUGGGUUACAAUAUCUCAAGAGUAUAGUGUGAAAGAAAUCUUUUCAAAACUUCUUUCUCGCCAAAGUAGUCAAUCUGCUGAUGAACAACAAUUAGCACAAGAGUUGUAUCAAAGUCUAAUAGGUAGGAGAUAUUUGAUUAUAUUGGAUGAUAUCUGGAGCAUCGAUGCUUGGGAAAAGAUGAUGUUUUUCUUUCCGGAUAACAACAAUGGAAGUCGAAUUAUCCUAACCACUAGGCUAUCAAAUGUUGCUGUUUAUUUUGGCUCGUCGUACUUUUCAAUGAAAUUUCUCGAUGAAUAUAAAAGUUGGAAGCUAUUUUGCGAAAAUGCAUUUCCACAAGAAGGUUGUUGCCCUCCUGAAUUAGAGGAAAUUGGGAAGAAGAUCGUUAAAAAAUGCAAAGGACUUCCCCUGUUAAUUGUUGUGAUUGGAGCACUUCUUAGGAAGUCCUCAAAGACACGAGAAUAUUGGGAGAAUAUUUCAGAAAAUAUGAACUCGAUUCUUGAUUCUUCAAAAAACAUGGAGCAAAGCGUGGACAUAUUAUCUUUGAGUUAUAGCAAUUUGCCAGCUCAUUUAAAACCGUGUUUUCUGUACAUGGGAAUUUUUCCAGAAGAUAGUGUUAUUUAUGUGUCCCAACUCAUCAAACUUUGGGUUGCAGAGGGAUUUAUAAAAUCAACUAAAACCCAAACCUUGGAAGAGAUCGCAGAGGAUCACUUAAAAGAUCUCGUCGACAGGAAUCUCAUUCUACCUCGUAAGUUGAGGUCGACAGGAAAAACAAAAACCUGCACUAUCCACGAUCUUUUGAGAGACUUAUGCAUAAAGGCAGCUGAGAAAGAGAAGUUUCUUAUUGUGAUGAGGGUGAAUGAUGUUCACAUUAAUGCAGAAGGCAUAUAUAAGGAGCGUCGUAUUGUAUGUCAUCAAGAAAUUCCAAGGCGUCAAUUUAUUGAUGCUUUUGAGUCGGCAUCACUUAUUCGUUCUUUUGCAACCAACAGUAAUUUGAUGGAGAUUGAGUUGAAAUUGUUGAGAGUAUUGUUUGCGCCUAUCCGCAGGUACAACAAUGAUCUGUACGAGAUUUUGAAGCAGGUUAACUUGCGUUACGUUUGCGUACGUCCAGAAGUGUGGGAGGAUAAUUUCGAAAGGUUUCAAAAAAUAUCACGAGUUUGGAAUUUGCAAACUCUGACUAUUAGAGAUGAUGCUGAUGAAGUAUUUGUUACACCAUCUGAGAUUUGGGAGAUGGUGCACCUUAGGCAUGUGGAGUUCAAUAAGGUAUUUAUUGUCGAUCCACCUUCUAAAAGCAACGACUUUGUUUUACGAAACUUGCAGACGGUCGAAGGAGUGAUCGAUUUGAGGUUAAGUGAUGAGGUGUGUAAGAGAAUCCCCAAUCUCAAGAAACUGAAGAUAACGUUCAACGACGUUUUGUCUGAGAGAUCUUCAAGACACUACUCUCUCUACAACAUUGGCCGCUUACAUAAACUCGAAUCACUAAAAUGUUGUUUCCGGAACAUUCUGGAUGGGAGCAAUUCACCUCUGAAUCUGAUGGCAUUACCGACUUCGCUCAAGAAGUUGACUUUACAAGGUUGUUGUCUUCAUUCGGAAGACUUGGCUAUGAUUGGUUCUUUGCCGCAUCUUCAAUUUCUCAAACUAGCAUAUGUUUCGAUAGUAGGAUCCGAGUGGGACCCGGUUGAGGGAGGAUUUCUUCAGCUGAAAUUCCUUAAAAUUUACUCUUGUAGAGAUCUGAAAUACUGGAAUGCGGACAGCUCACAUUUUCCGGUACUAGAAAACAUUAAAUUUGUCGAGGUGGAUAGGUUGGUUGAGGUUCCGUUGGGUGUCGGAGAAAUACCGACACUUGGCGCAAUCGAAUUGGUCAGAUGCACCGAGUCAGUGGCCAUGUCAGCAGUGAGAAUAUUGGAGGAACAAGAGAGUUUCGGUAACGAAGGUCUUCUUCAAGUUCGAAUCAAGUUCUGGCAUGAUGACGAUUUAGAGAUGUUUAAGGAAGAGAUGGAGGAGCAAUUUCCAAGCUUCACAAGCAAUAAUCUGCAACUCGAUUUGUACUCGUGGAGACAGAAGUACUACAAGUACUGGUAA